Messenger RNA from Lachnellula hyalina, 3801 nucleotides. RefSeq lists its product as uncharacterized. The transcript is spliced from 3 exons. The record is from RefSeq and is a predicted model, not a curated record. The coding region runs from base 1 to 3801 and encodes 1266 amino acids. NCBI's taxonomy places the organism in Eukaryota, Fungi, Ascomycota, Leotiomycetes, Helotiales, Lachnaceae.
AUGGACUCCCCCUUCCAUCCUUCUAGACAAUCGUCCAGCAAUUUCAAUAACCACAACAAUUUCGCAUUCCCAGCAGAGCCGCCGCAAAGCCGUGGGCACGCUGUGCUUUCGCAAAGUCCUUUUCAGAAUGCAUCCCCACCUCGACGGGCGCCUGUGACUACGACCUCGACUUCGAGCACCUCACCCGAAUCUCGACGACCCGCGGCGCAUGCGCAUCGACGUUCGAAUAGUCUGACUGGUAUGAACCAAGGCGUGGGAAAUCUCAAUCGCUGGUCUAAAUCCUCAGUCUCCAGCGCAGGCAGCACCCAACCCACGCAUAAAAGAUCCAAUUCCGCACGGAGAGUGUCAUUGUCUGGCUCGACUACUUUCCUACUGGGUGCCGAUACUACCUCACCCCCAAGAAAGUUGCAUAAGCACCGCCCAUCCACCGCGAUUUCACCGCAGUCUCAAUUUGCGCGCUCGAAUUUGGAUUCGACUCUUACACUUCCGCCCAUCCUUACCCUGCCGAGUUUGCAGACGUCGGUGAACAAUUCCUCUCCAUUGACUGGCCCUACAACUCCUUCGCCAUCGACUGCUGCAAUACUAUCAGCUGCUGUGCGUACGACUGUGCCGGACUAUUUUGGGAGGGCUUGGGAUGAAUCAGCACCAAGGGGUUUUGCGGCGAAUAUAGAUCCGGCAGCUGCUGUAUCACUCGACGUGGAAAACGAUAAACCCCCGGUAGGAGAAAGACUGAGAUCCCGGAAGGGCCAUUCCAGGAGUAGUGACCAACCUGGAAAGGGUAGUAGUAGCACAAACUCGAACGGAAAUUUCAAGCAGCCCUCUCAGAAAGCCAUGCUUUCCAAAGCUCUCCAGAAGGCGAAUACGGCCGUAUUGCUUGACAAUGCGCAAAACUUCGAGGGUGCUAUGCAUGCGUAUUCAGAGGCCUGCGCGCUGUUGCAGCAAGUAAUGAUCCGCAGCUCUGGCGACGAGGAUAGGCGGAAGUUGGAAGCAAUUCGCAACACUUAUACAAGCCGAAUCAGCGAAUUGAAGAAGAUCACGCCUGAACUGCUAGAUGACGGUAGCAAAGCAUUGCCCCAAAGACCUGAAAGUGAAGGGCGUAGAGUUGAGGAGCUCACACUGCAGGAUGAGGACGAGGAACCUGCAAUCAUCGAAACUGCAACCGUGACGAGGAUUGUGAACGAUCAGUCCUACAUUACUGAACCCGACCAAGCUAGAUCAGUACCAACUUCACAUCUACCGGCACGGAGAGAGUCUUUAUUACCAUCCGCAUUGGGAUCAAUGCCAUACCGGGGAAAUAGCGCAUUUAGUGAAUAUGACAGGUCACAGUCUAAAUCUCCUAUGAAAAUGCGCAUAAAGGAGACUAACAGCAACCUUGCUCCACCUAUGGAGAGCCUUUACAUGCCUCCACCACUUUCUCCACGCCGUCCAACGUCUCCCAUGAACCAUGCGCCUCAAACUAAUCAUACGAGGCAACAUUCGUCUGAUCUAUAUACUCAGACAGAUCCUGGAGCUUCUCCAUCGAGAGGGCAUACGAGAGCGCCAAGUAAUGAAUCUAUGUCAUGGUUAGACACCAUCGACGAGUCUAGCGGUUCUACUGCUUCCUCGGUUCAUUCCAGGACAUCUUCCUUGGGAGUACGAAGGAAGCGUAUUCGAGCAGCUAGCGGUGCUACAGAGGCGGAAUUUGAUGCUGCCCUAGAUGCUGCUGUUGAGGCGGCUUACGAUGAUGGCUUUGAACCGAUGGGAGGGUCCGCAGUGAAUCGUUUUGAUUAUGAUGAUGAUGAUGAGAUUGUUGCGAACGUCCGACGAAAAGUGGAGUUGGCAAAAGAAAGGGUACGUCAAAGCGAGCGUGAAGCUGCUAUUCAGGAUGCACGGGACCGAGAACGCAAACGAUUGCUUCUACAAGAACAAGCACCACAGAAUACUUUUGAGGAUGAGUAUGACAACGAGUCCGAAGAGGAGGAGCGAAUGCUAGAGGAGAUGACUAGAGAGUAUGUGAUGGAUGAUUUUGAGUUUGGCCUGCAGUCCAAGUCGGCAUUACCUCGAGGGUCCGAUUCUAGUGAGUUUUCGGGGCGGACUUGGAACAGUUCAAUUGGAUCGAAUCCGACUACAGCCGGUACAACGCUGUCAACCGUGGCCGAAACAUCGAUACCGAAACUACCCAUACUUCAACCGUCAAAUUCAAAUUCAAAUUCUAUCCAUCCGCCCCCAGCUCAAGCAUUACCCCCACCCCCACCGCCGAAUCCCGCGCCACAGCCGAUAGCUAUCACUUCGAAAGGUGUUCGAAGUCGGCGACUUUCUGGUCAGAAUGCAAAACUUCUCAAGAUUGAGACUACCUCAAAAACGUCAAAUGGAGCUUUAACACAGCCUCCAUCAAUGCCUCCACCAAAAGUCCCUGAGAGCAGUUCCGUGCCCAUUCAACCGAAAACUGCAGGUUUUCCGCAACAGCGACCAGCCGCAGCGUCAAUUUCUGGGCGCCCACCCAUACCCCAAGUUAUUCGACAGGCUUCCUCUCCUCUCCCUGGCCCACAUCCUGCCGAUAUCCAAGCGCCCCCAACCCCUACACUCACGCAAUUCACGCAACUGACACAAACCUCCACGAAUGAGACUGAUGUCUUACCUCCCUCCCCAGCUCGUGCCCAAUCCAGAGCAGGUAUUCGUAAAAACUUUUCUUCGUCCAGUUUGAAGACUAUGAAGGGUCGGAACUUGUCGGUAUCCGUCAUUGAUGACGGGUCUGAUAUCUCACCAAACACCCCGAAUUCGAGUUUCAACUCCAGGGACAUGAAUGGCAGACUGCCUGCUGUUCCAACCUUGCCAACGCCAAUCUCAGCCGCUUUUAAGGACAAGGGAGCACCAUCGGGAGGAUUGUACUUGUUCGAUAGCGAUAUACAUUCCCCUAAUAGCCCUGGUUCACCUAAUCCUCUUAGUGCGGGUGCGCCUAUACCUUUAGAGCCCUGCCCUACCGAGUUUCUACUUCGCCCUUUCUGGCUUAUGCGAGCCCUCUACCAAACCAUCGCACAUCCUCGUGGUGGCUAUCUAUCUACCAAACUCUUCGUUCCACGUGAUGUGUGGCGAGUCAAAGGAGUCAAGCUUAGGAAUGUUGAAGACAAGAUUUUGAGUUGUGAUUACCUUACCGCGGCUCUCAUGAAACUGGCCAAGGUCGAUACAUUCGAUGCCGAUGCUGUGCUAGAGGAAAUGCAGUCGUUGGAAGGUAUCCUGGAGCAAGUUCAAGCGACGUUGACAAAGAAACUGGGCAACGAGGUUGGUGUCCAGGGGUCUGGAGGCAUGUUCAAAGAUGCACCUCCAAAUGGUGACGCGGAAACUAGUACCACAGCGCCCAAGUCCGGAAGCAUGUCGAGCAAGUCGUCUUCGUUUUCAUGGCGAAGGUUAAGGUCGAAGAAUUCGGGUGUUGGGCUAUCAAAUGCAUAUUCGAGCAAGACUACGCCCACGGAUUUGCCAAAAGAGGGUUUGACCAUGAGUACCCUACCUAUGACCACAACUUCUGUGGCAAAGGUGCGGUUCGCCAAAAGAGACGUGAGCGAGGUACAAUUCUCUGGCCCAAAUGCGAACUACAUGGGAGCGCUAGCGAGGCUCUUCGAUGCCGCGCAAACCCUAGAUCAAAUCGCACGCCAAGUCGAAGACCCAGGGUUACGUCAUGCAGACAAGACGCAAGUCGGUCUCGAGCUCUGCACCCGCCACGCCGCGGAAUUCUUUGGUUUCUACAUCUGCCGCUUCGUCCUAACCGACAUUGGGCUACUUCUGGACAAGUUCAUCAAGAGGGGGAGCGAAUGGGUGCUUGUGUGA